Messenger RNA from Ostreobium quekettii, 1680 nucleotides. The record is from the annotation of a GenBank genome assembly. Lineage: Eukaryota; Viridiplantae; Chlorophyta; Ulvophyceae; Bryopsidales; Ostreobiaceae.
AUGGUCGCAAACCACUUCGACGACCCGCAGGCGACGCCGGCCCCUUCUGCCGAGCGCACAGAGGUCGACCAAGCGGAAAACAUCGACUCUGCGUGGAAAGCGUGCGCCUAUGGCGAUUUCGAGAAGCUCAGGGAGUUCGUGAAGAGCGAUCCAGAGUGCGUGCACAAGCCCGACGACCAGGGAUUCAGUCCAUUGCAAUGGGCUGCUUUGAACAACCGGGUUUCUGUCGCCAACUUCUUGCUUGAGCGCGGCGCAUCUCCCAACAGCACCGAUGGUACCGGGCAGACCGCCCUCCACUGGUCAGCCGUCAGGGGUGCAUUGGCUGUUGCUGAGAUUCUGCUGAGGGCUGGCGCAAGGGCAGACAUAACGGACAGCAGGGGUUACACGGUCUGGCAUGUCGCAGCACAGUAUGGUCAAACGGCUGUCAUUUACCACCUUGCUCUCAAAUGGAAUCUGGACGUGGGUGUCACUGACAACGACGGCCGGACGCCCAUGCACUGGGCUGCCUACAAGGGGUUUGCUGACACGAUCAGGCUGCUCCUUGUCCUCGGCGCCAGCGUGUCAACUGUAGAUAAAGAGGGUUGCACCCCCCUACACUGGGCGGCCAUUCGAGGACAAAGCGAAGCUGCUACAGUCCUGCUGCAGGGGGGUUCCAAGUGUGUCCUUUCAGUCCAGGAUGCCUUGGGGGCCACGCCAGCCCAGUUGGCUUUUGACAGAGGCCACCGCUACCUUGGCAUGCACCUCCUGGAACAGCGGCAGAAUCAACAUCGGAGGGGUGUCUGCUGCAAGAACAGGCAGCUUGGAAAAUUGGUGGACCUACAGCUGGCUCCUGUUAUUUGGGCACUCAUAGUGGGCCUUCUCUUGGUGUUUGUGAAGAAGGUCGUUUGGGCGCCCACAUUUGCAACCGUUGCUGUGGGCAUGGCGUUCUGGUCUUGCAUGUGUGUGGCACUGGCGACAGUUGGGCUGUUCUUUCUCUACAAGACGACAACGGCCGACCCUGGUUUCAUUCCUGUUGGUUGUGCCAGCGAUUCAAGGGCGCAGAAAGGUUUGGGUUGUGGAGAGGACAUGGAGGAUCUUUACAGGAACCUCGAUUCUCCAGUGUUGUGGGCAGGCAACUGGCAGCAGCUUUGUGUCACCUGCAAGAUCGUCAGGCCGCUGCGGGCAAAGCACUGUGCGGUGACAGACAGGUGCAUUGAGGUGUUUGAUCACUAUUGCCCCUGGGUGGGCAAUGCAGUUGGAAAGGGGAAUCGCCAUUACUUUUUGAUCUUCCUGUGGGUGGAACUGGUGGCCAUGGUGGUUAGCGCGAUUGUCGCCUUUGUUCGAUUGCAUCAAGUGAUGUCGAUGCACCACAGCCACAACCCAGUAAACAAAACGCCCCCAAUUGGGUGGGUGGUUGGCUUUCUGGCUGUUGACAUUUUUGUUGGCAUCAGCGUAGCAGCUCUUGCGGUAACCCAGGCUUCACAAGUGUUCAGGAAUCUGACAACGAAUGAGAUGGCAAACUGGUACAGGUACAAGUACCUGAGAGGGGACAACGGAGUGUUCAGAAACCCGUUUGACAGGGGCUGUCUUUUGAACUGUCGAGACGCCUGCCUGCCCAGCCUUACCCCCAAGGCUCCAGUGAGCUUGGACGAUCUGGAGAUGCAGCCGUGCUUGGGCAACGAACGAGGCUUCAGAUCGUAA